AUGCCGGUGAGGACUGACGGACCACUCCUCCAGAAUGGAGGGCCUCCUCAGACCUCUGCUGUCAGCCCUGGGGAGGUGAGGCCCAUUCGGAGGAUUGCUGCCUCAGAUGAGCAGAGGGAGGAGUCCCAGACCCAGCCAGGAGUCAAGGUCCUCUAUCAUCAACCCUCCUGCCUAUAUUCCUGCCUGCUACCACCACCAAGAGUGAGAAUGUCUCAGUAUCAGAAGAUUCCACAUUGCACACGGAAACAGCACCAUGCCCACAAUGAGACCCAGCGCCUAGAGGUUGCACAGGUCUCCAAGUCUCUAGAGGAGACCCACCUCUCCUCCCAUCCUCUAGUGCCUGGCAAUUCAAAGGAGACUGUAGCUGCUGGGACAGACAGUAUUCCACAGUGUCCUCAGAGUGCCUACUCAUCUAAUACUGUCAUCAGAGUCACCUCAUCAAAGAAAUCAAAUAAGCUUUUUGGCAGACAAGGAAAGAAUAGUUCAGCUUCUUCAAAGUACCUGCCAGGCACUGAGAACUUGACCUUAAACCCUUUAGAUGAGAAGGCGACUUUGCUGGUGGAUUUCCUGCUGUGCGAAUAUAAAAUGAAUGUGCUCCAAACCAAAAAGGCAGACAUGAUAGAUAUUGUUAUCAAAGAGGACAGGGAUGCCUUCCCUGAGAUCCUCAGGAAAGCUUCUGAUCACAUGGAGCUGGUCUUUGGCGUUGAGGUGAAGGAAGUCGAAUCCAGCAGCCACUCCUAUGCCCUCGUCAACAAACUAGGCCUCACCUAUGAUCCAAGGCUGAGUGGUGAAGAGGGUGCACCCAACACCAGCCUCCUGAUAUUUAUCCUGGGAGUGAUUUUUGUGAAGGGCAAUCACGCUACUGAGGAGGAGAUCUUGGAAGUACUGAAUAUGAUAGACUUAUAUUCUUGGAGGGAGAACUUCAUGUUUAGAAGUAAGCAUACCAUCAAAAAUUUGGUGUGGCAAAAAUACCUGGAGUACCAGCAGGUACCCAACAGUGAUCCCCCACGUUAUGAAUACCUGUGGGGCCCAAGAGCCCACACUGAAGUCAGCAAGAAGAAGUUGCUGGAGUUUUUGACCAAGAUCAGUCAGUCUCACCCCACUUGCUUCCCACCCCUGUUUGAGAAGGCUUUGAGAAAUGAAGUAGAGAAGGCUAGAGCUGCAGCCAGGGCUGGCUGGCACUGCUGCCAUGGCCAGUGCAACUUACAGUGA
This is a messenger RNA of Rhinolophus ferrumequinum (greater horseshoe bat), 1212 nucleotides long. Its product is annotated as melanoma-associated antigen B16-like. The transcript has 3 exons. Lineage: Eukaryota; Metazoa; Chordata; Mammalia; Chiroptera; Rhinolophidae. Gene Ontology annotation, cellular component: nucleus. Gene Ontology annotation, biological process: negative regulation of transcription by RNA polymerase II. Bases 1 to 1212 code for a protein of 403 amino acids. The record is from RefSeq and is a predicted model, not a curated record.